Messenger RNA from Eutrema salsugineum, 807 nucleotides. RefSeq names its product RING-H2 finger protein ATL66. The coding region runs from base 142 to 630 and encodes 162 amino acids. NCBI's taxonomy places the organism in Eukaryota, Viridiplantae, Streptophyta, Magnoliopsida, Brassicales, Brassicaceae. The transcript has a single exon. The record is from RefSeq and is a predicted model, not a curated record.
UACUAUUCUCAUUAUAAUAUCAAUCCAUACAAUGACGUGACUAAAAUUAACUCUAUAUAUAUAUAUAUACAUACACAUUAUGCGUUUAACUAUACAAUCAACGAGAAACACCACGAUAUACCAUCAAUCGCCAACCGGGAAAUGACGUCAUCAUCACCGUCUCCAAAAGCCUCGAUGCUUUUGUACUGGCACGAGAACCAAUACGAAGACCGAAACUUCCAAAUCCACGGCCGGACAAUCUUCUUCGCCAUGGCUAUAUUCUCCGUCGUCCUUUUCUUGGCCUUACUCACUCUCUACAUCCACCGGAGCUGCCACGUACGCGACCCCAUCAACAUCCAUGCGCCAUCUCCUCCACUCACGCUUUGCGUUAGCGGAGGGCUUGAGCAGGCCGUGAUUCGGAGCUUACCGGUGAUGCUUUGCCGGAGAGAAGCGACGGAGGAGGAGGUGGAGAGGGAGUGUUGUAUAUGUCUCGGUGGUUUCGAAGAAGGAGAGAAGAUGAAAGUGCUUCCUCCGUGUCGUCAUUGUUACCACUGCGAAUGCGUCGAUCGGUGGCUUAAGACCGAGUCGACUUGUCCGCUCUGCCGAGUCUCCAUCCGAGUCGACUCGUCCACGUUGUUGCCUAGGCAAUGAGACUGAAAAACGACGGCGUUUUGAGUGGAUCAGAGUGAUAGUGAUUAAAAAUAUUGUCAGUUUGUUUUUGUCAUUGAGGACUAAAGAUAUUUUAUGCACACAGGGAAGGUUAUAGUUUUUCUUAAAGAAAUUGUUUUUUUAAUGUAAAUUUGUUCCUUGCUGUCUAUAUCAAUGAUU